AGCAAGUUCACCUUGUCGGUGAGCAUUGCGCGAGUGGACUUUGCCGUGCUGACGUUCACGGUACCAAACCCGUCUACGUGUCCUGCCUCCGGAGUUUCACCAUGGCAUCCCCCGAUCCUCUACGACGGCCGGUGGAUGGCCGUCGUAACGAUGAUUCCUGGGUUGAGAUCGCAUCGCAACCAUCGUCAUCCUCGUUGUCGUCGAUAGGAGAUGAGAUUGUAACUACGGGCCUCCGGGUCGGCAACAACUCAUACCCUCGAAGACGGAGACGAUCCCAACAGCAAGCACCCAUGCCUGCUUCUUUCAUCGUCAGCCAACCGAAUCCCCCUGCCGGGACGAGCAGCCAGGAUGAAUACGAUGAAACUGAGAGCGAGGAGGACAGAGUCAUGACUAGCUCGACAGAAGGCGUUCAUCCAGCAGCCAGCUUGCCCCGUCAACAGACUGCUUUCCGAAGCGGCCUACCAGUAGACUCGGAGGACGACUCGGAUGAUGAUGAAAAUGCGACUGCUCUCGGCCGGCCAACCAACACGGCCCGGGGUGCCUUUAGGCCGCAGCCGAACGCCUUCUCUCAUCCACCAUCCUACAUGAUGCAGCGCCACCAAUCCGCAAGUCCGUCCCACCCAUAUCAUCCCGCGCAAUCCCGGCCAUCCAUGCCAACCCGGUCGCAAUCCCGGUCGCAUCGUGCAUCGCACAACUUUCUGUCCCCAGCUCUGCAAGCCGACAACGACGCCGCGCUUCGUGCUUCCCUCACCACCCUCUUGUCAUGUGCCGCUGCCGCCCGCGGCCUUCCCAAGGGGGAAGAGGCAAGCCCAGGUCCUGCUGGUACCGGCGUAAUGCCCAGUUCCCAGCCAAUGGAGUUCCGCCUGGUGCCAGAGUCUGAACUCAUGGCCGAAGGUCCUUCCGGAAUAGGGCUGCCGCUCAACCAGGCCAAGGCACAACAACCAGCAAGGACCGCCUCCAACUCCAGUGCACCAAGCGCUCCGCGAUCCGCCAGCUCUGGCCGGGACCAGCAACAGCAGCAAUAUCAACAAGGUCUUGCCACAACCGAACGGACCAAGCGGGGAGCUAACCCUGCCUCGAAACCAGCGCGUACCGCGAAGAAGAGGAGGGCAAACUCACCCUCGCCAGCGGGGGUUGUGUCAGAUAACGAUGUCGCCUCCCCCUUCUUCCUAAGCCCGACCGUGUUGACAUGGGUGGUAAGCGCCGGCGUGGUAGUUCUCGUGUCAGUCGUCGGGUUCGGCGCCGGCUACGUCAUUGGACGGGAAGUCGGCCGACAAGAGAGCAGUAGCGCUCUAAGCCUGGCCUCUGCUGGAUCAGCGGCCUCGAACGCUUCUUCGAGCUGCGGCCAGGAGUUUGUGCGGUCUACGACGAGCGGAACGCUGAAGAGGUUUAGGUGGGGCUCGGUUGGAAGGAGUGUCGUUGCUUGAACGACGCAACGCGUUACGACUUUGACGAGCGGCAUGUCUAUCGAUCGGCUUCAAAGAUGAAAGGAAAAAAAGGAGGGAGAACAGAACUCCUGGUCAGCCAGCCAACAUGCUCUUGUACAACACGAGCUUCAUGAUUAUUAUCCACUAAAGCACUAACGAUAACGGCAACUGGCUGCUACCAACUACGGCUACGGCUACGGCGGGAAUUA
Messenger RNA from Neurospora hispaniola, 1636 nucleotides. RefSeq lists its product as uncharacterized. The transcript is spliced from 2 exons. Lineage: Eukaryota; Fungi; Ascomycota; Sordariomycetes; Sordariales; Sordariaceae. Bases 102 to 1427 code for a protein of 441 amino acids. The record is from RefSeq and is a predicted model, not a curated record.